Molecule: messenger RNA, 2796 nt
Organism: Onychostoma macrolepis
Lineage: Eukaryota; Metazoa; Chordata; Actinopteri; Cypriniformes; Cyprinidae
Gene: drll.2
Product: draculin-like, tandem duplicate 2
Exons: 3
Coding region: 665-1726 (353 amino acids)
Biological process (GO): regulation of transcription by RNA polymerase II
Molecular function (GO): DNA-binding transcription factor activity; RNA polymerase II cis-regulatory region sequence-specific DNA binding
Source: RefSeq, a predicted model, not a curated record
AGGGUAUUUGCAUGAGGCGAUCUGAUUGGCUGACGCCUAAGUUGGCGCUUGAAAAGUUGAGCAAAUACCCGCGUCAGCACCAAGCUUCAGACACGCCCUCCGUCAAGCGGAGUUCAGAGUUUUCCUUUUGAAGUCUGGACCGUUUUUAUAUUUUGCUUAAAAUGAGUACUAAAAACAAGCAAAUAAUGUAACCUACAUAAUCAAAACGCUCAUCAUGUGCAGAAAACAAAGUUAAUUAGUAAUUUGAAAGUUUAUGCUGUCUUUCCAUGCUAUCUAAAAAUAAUUUUCCCAUUUUAAAAAUUGUUUAUUUUAAAAUGCUCUUAACAUGCUGAUUAAAAGUGUAAAUGAAAAAAUGUCUUGUCACAAACUGGGUUGCACGGUCAAAGUUAUAUGUGAUGGGUAAAAAUAACUAAUUGCAGCAUUGUUGUUUUCUGCGAAAGUUUAAAGUAUUUUGCCGCUCGCUCCAUACUGUUGUUAAAUUAACCGCGUUAUCCGCAGGAACGUAGGCAACACGUGAAAGGCUUGCAUGAAGCAUUUGCCUCUAAAUAAAAAUAUUAGCGGCUAAAACGCAGAAAGAUCAUUACAAUAAACGACCCCGAGCGCUAGAGCUGAGCUACCACCCAACAAUCACAAUUCACACUUGAAAGGAGAGGACAGUGAGAACAUGAAGGAUCCUUGCAGAACAAAACAGCAUGAGACUGAAGAACAAAGAGACCUGAUGGAAGAGAACAAGAAAGGAAAAAAAGAAGCCAAAAAAUCUGUCAAUGGCUCUGUUCACACGAGAAUUCGUACUAGAGAGAAGCAGAAACACAAAAAGGCCAUUAGGCAGCAGGUGAGGAUCACCGCUGAAGAAGAUAAACUGUACACAUGUGAUCAGUGUGAAAAGAGUUUCACAUGCAAAGAAGACCUGAAGAAACACAUGAAAAUCCACACUGGAGAGAAGCUACACACGUGUGACCAGUGCGGCAAGGGUUUCAAACUCAAAGGGCAACUUGGGAUACACAUGAGAAUCCACACCGAAGAGAAGCUGUUCACAUGUGAUCGGUGCGGGAAGAGUUUCUCACAAAAAGCACACCUUAAGGAGCACAUGAGGAUCCACACCAGAGAGAGGCCAUACUCAUGUGAUCACUGUGGGAAGAGUUUCCCUCGAAAAGACAGCGUUCAGAGACACAUGACGACCCACACCGGAGAGACGUCGUUCACAUGUGAUCAAUGUGGGAAGAGUUUUGAUGUCAAAAGAAGUCUGUUAUCACACAUGAAAAUCCACAGUGGAAAGAAGCCACAUGUAUGUGUUCAGUGUGGGGAGAGUUUCAGAUGCAAAACAGGUCUUAGGCAACACAUGACAAUCCACACUGAAUACAGGCCGCACACAUGUGAUCAAUGCGGGAAGGGUUUCACACGAAAAGAACACCUUCAGAGACACAUGCUUAUCCACACUGGAGAGAAGGAGUACUCGUGUGAUCAGUGCGCAAAGAGUUUCUCUCUAAAGCAAUCCCUGAAGAGCCACAUGUUGGUUCACACUGGAGAAAAGCCACACACAUGUGAUCAGUGUGGGAUGGGUUUUACAAGUAAACAAGGCCUUACUGUACACAUAACUAUCCACACUGGAGAGAAACCGCACACAUGUGAUCAGUGCGGGAAGAGUUUUGCACUCAAAAACUUGCUAAAUAUUCACGUGAGAAUUCACACCGGAGAGAAGCCGCACACAUGUGAGCAAUGCGGAUGAAAUUCACACAGAGAUCACAACUUACGGUACACAAGAAAAUCCACACUGGAGAAAAGCCACACACGUGUGAUGAAUGUGGUAGGAGUUUCACACAUAGUUCCACGCUCAAAAAACAUCUACAUACCCAUUCUGAACAUAAACCGUUUUACUGUGAUCAAUGCGGCAAAGGGUUUAUUCUGGAAUCGGCCCUGAAGAGCCACCUGAAAGUUCAUGCUAAAGUCCGAAAUUAUUUCUGUCUUUUGUGCGACAAGAGUUUUAGUCUGCUGAGUGUUUUUAAACUGCACCAGAGAAGACACAGCUCUGUGAAGUCUUUUAUGUGCUUUGAGUGUGGGAAGUCCUUUUUUACAAAUACUGAACUGAAACAGCACCAGACAAGUCACACUGGAGAGAAAUCUUACAAGUGUUCAUACUGUGACAAGGGAUUCUCUUUAUUUGGAAACAUGAAAACACAUGAGAGGAUCCAUACUAGAGAGAAGCUGCAAACGCUGCCCUCCAAGUGAGAAGAGUUUUAGUAAAUUAGAUUCUCUACGCAGUCAUACAAAACACAAAUGUAUGAAAUCGCCGUAAACUCUCUUCUGUAUAAAUCUGCCCUAACCAGUGUGAGGAUGAGGAUCAGUAUCAUUCAAAGUUGUUGCAGCUGUGAACAAAGUUCAUCUUCACAUACCCACAGAGAUGGAGUUUUAUUCUCAAGUUUCACGUAAUUUUCUUAUGCAUAUGUAUAUGUAUUACUCUUAGUUCAUUUAUGAAACUAGUUGUUUACUUAAUGUUCUUGUGCUCUCAUAUGUAGUUCAGGAAGCUGAAGCAAAGACUCUUUUUUUAGACUCUUUGUUUUUCAUUGUGUUUUGAACAUCUAGCUAUUCUGCCACUUAUGAUAUAUUUACCAUAUUAUGAUGCGUGUUGUAGUUUCUAUCAAGUAGUUUUGCAACUGCUAACCACUUUUCCUCUUCUCUUGAGAUGUUUUAGUUAUCUUUUAAGUCAUUAAAGAUAGAGAUCUUUCUCAUUGGUUUUACCUUUACUUUAUUUUUGUAUUUGUUUCAAUUACUCAUUGAUUAAACAAUCUAUUUAUCUAA